AUGUCCAGUCGCAGCUACAGCAUCUAUAGUGCCAUCUAUUCCAUGGCGUAUGCGCUGCAUUCAGUGUCCUCAGCUGGAUCCAAACAUGUCAUGAUGGUGGAAGGCCAGAAGCUUUGGCAUGUCCAGCCAUGGCAGAUUCUGGCUACUUUGAGGAAAGGCUGGUUCAACAGCAGUAAUGAAAAUGGCCAAAGAUAUGAUAUCCUGAACUGGGUCUUCUUCUCAAAUUGGACUUUGGCUCCUGUGAAAGUGGGAGAAAUAGAUGCAGCAGCUCCCCAAGGCCAGGACUUCACCAUCAACUCUGAUGAGAUUGUGUGGGCUACACAGGGGAAGCCAGUUUGCUGCUACAGGUGCGAUCCUUGUCCAGAUGGGACAAUGUCUAACCUGACAGAUGCAGAUCGCUGUAGCACAUGCCCAGAGGAUCAACACCCAAACAAGAACCAAAACCAAUGUAUUCCCAAGAAGAUCCAUUUCCUUUCCUAUGAAGGGACUUUAGGGAACAUUUUAGCUUACUGCGCUUUUGUCCUCUCUCUGAUCACAUUUCUGGUGCUGACAAUUUUCAUUAAGCACAGAGACACCCCAAUCGUCAAGGCCAACAACCGAGAUCUCACCUAUACUCUCCUCAUCUCCCUCCUGCUCUGCUUCCUCUGCUCUUUCCUUUUCAUCGGACAACCCACAAAGAUAACCUGUCUUCUGAGACAAGCUGCCUUUGGCGUCACCUUCUCUGUGGCUGUUGCUUCCAUUUUGGCAAAAACCAUCAUGGUGGUUCUGGCCUUCAUGGCUACCAAACCAGGAAACAUAGCAAGAAAACUCUUGGGGAGACAACUAACAAUCUCCAUUGUGCUGGUCUGUCCUCUUAUCCAAGCCAUGAUAUGUGCUACUUGGUUGCUUACUUCUCCACCAUUCCUAGAUUUGGACUUCCAUUCUUUGGCUGGUGAGAUCAUUGUGGAAUGUAAUGAAGGCUCCAUCAGCAUGUUCUACACUGUCCUAGGUUGCAUGGGCUUCCUGGCUUUCAUCAGCUUCACAGUGGCUUUCCUAGCAAGGAAACUUCCUGACAGUUUCAAUGAAGCCAAGUUCAUCACCUUCAGCAUGCUGGUCUUCUGCAGCGUGUGGGUCUCCUUUGUGCCCACCUACCUGAGCACCAAGGGGAAGGCCAUGGUGGCUGUGGAGAUCUUCUCCAUCUUGGCCUCGGGUGCUUCUCUCCUGGGCUGUAUCUUUCUCCCCAAAUGCUACAUCAUCAUCCUGAGGCCCAAUUUUAACACCAUCCAAAAACUUACAGAGAAAGACUAUUUCCCACCACAAAUGCAGAAAGAUGUCUUCAUGUG
Varanus komodoensis (Komodo dragon) is the source of this 1322-nucleotide messenger RNA. RefSeq names its product vomeronasal type-2 receptor 26-like. Gene Ontology annotation, cellular component: membrane. The record is from RefSeq and is a predicted model, not a curated record. The annotation marks the transcript as partial. Gene Ontology annotation, biological process: G protein-coupled receptor signaling pathway. NCBI's taxonomy places the organism in Eukaryota, Metazoa, Chordata, Lepidosauria, Squamata, Varanidae. Gene Ontology annotation, molecular function: G protein-coupled receptor activity. The transcript is spliced from 5 exons.